AUGGAGGAAGCUAACCUUCAGAGCGACUCUGAGCGCGAGCCGACCGGAAACGACAACAUCGCUCUUUUAAAACUGGCCGUUCAAAGGGUUGAGGGGGAAUGGAGCGGAUGGCAGCAGGACGGAGAAGGACUGGCGCGAUUUGAAGGAGCUCACGAGUUCAAGGGUGUGUUUUCCAGAGGACUGAUGAACGGAGCUGGAGUCUUCACACAUGCGUCUGGACUGAAAUAUGAAGGAGAAUUUGUGGCCAACAUGCCCAUGGGCAAAGGGAAAUACACCUGGCCAGACGGCAGCUGCUAUGAGGGGGAAGUCUGCAAUGGGAUGAGAAACGGCAUGGGGUCCUACAGAUGUGGCAGAAAUGGCGCCCUUUACCGAGGCCAGUGGCGCAUGGGGAGGAGACAUGGCCAGGGCACAGUGUAUUACAACGAGGAAAUGAGCUCUUGGUACAAAGGAGACUGGAUAAACAACAACCGGGAGGGAUGGGGAGAGCGACGCUACCCUUCAGGUAAUACUUACUGUGGUGAGUGGAAGAACAACCUGAGGCAUGGAGAGGGGACGAUGAAAUGGCUGAAGCUGGGACAGCGCUAUGUCGGGGAGUGGCAGGGUGGGGUACAGCACGGCCAAGGCACUCACGUGUGGAUGCUGGGCAGAGCGGAUGGAUCCCGCUACUCUCAGAGUAAUCAGUACAGGGGGGGAUUCCUGGACGGUCGGAGGCACGGAGAGGGAACCUUCCUGUAUGCCGGCGGAGCCAAGUAUGAAGGCCAGUGGAAGAGCAAUAAGAAGCACGGACAGGGGAAAUUCACCUUCAGGGAUGGGCGAGUGUUUGAAGGAGAGUUCCUGGAUGACAGGAUGAUGGCGCCCAGCGAGCAGCAGAUGAGAGACGACGCUCCUCUCGAUGCUGCUCUUCCGUCGGGUCGUGACUCAGAGACUCUCGGUCAAGACAUGGCUCUGAACGUGGAACGCCUCCUGGACGGGUUCCCCGAGAAAAUCCGAGACGCUGAACGCAGACAGGUGGAGUUUGUGGUGCUGAGGCAAAACACGGAGCUCCGGUCCAUCUACAGCUUCUACAGCAGCCUGGGCUGUGCCCGCCGCCCCGACAGCUCCUCCCUGCUGACCCGCAUGCAGCUGUGGCGCCUGCUCAAGGACUGCGGCGUUCACCGUCACGGCUUCACCCUCACACAGAUCGACCGUUUCGUCCACGGAGAUUCCAGUUCAGGAGACGCUCACUCUCCUUUCACCGCCAUGCUUCUUCGCGAUCUGCUGAACUGUCUGGUGACUGUGGCCUACCGCAUCUACAAGAACGACAUCCCGUCACAGAAACACGUUCUGGCUGCCUGCUUGUCCAAACUGCUGACAGAGAAUAUCCUCCCGAAUGCUAAGAAUGUCAAAGGGUUUCUGUUCCAGCAGCCGGGCUUUGCGGCGGCGGCUCUGCAGCAUGUGGAGGAGAGCUGGGAGGUUUAUCAGGCUCACUGCAGGGACCAGCGGACCGUGACCUGCAGGCAGCUGCUCUGGAUGUUCAAGGAUCUCCACCUGCUGGACGACCGGUUGACCACAGCGAGACUGGUGGAGUUUAUGACUGCAGAGAGCCGCGACGCCGCCGAGCCGUCCUCCUGUCUGGACCUGGAGAUGAGCUUCCUGGAGGUCUUUGAGGUUCUCCUGGCCUGUGCGGAGGUGAAGUGUCCGCAGACGGAGGACUCCUCCUGCGAAGGCACUGAAGCAAAGGACAGAGAGAGCAGCCGAACGGAGGCCAGGAUCCGAUCAGUCCAUCAGUUCUUUAACAGCUGUUUGUUCCCGGCGUUUGAACGACACCGGCUACUGAUGGCGAGCCUGGAAGAGGAGAGGCUGCUCCGGUCACAGGACGGAGAAUGA
Salarias fasciatus (jewelled blenny) is the source of this 1866-nucleotide messenger RNA. It is a transcript of the gene rsph10b, whose product is annotated as radial spoke head 10 homolog B. The record is from RefSeq and is a predicted model, not a curated record. The coding region runs from base 1 to 1866 and encodes 621 amino acids. Lineage: Eukaryota; Metazoa; Chordata; Actinopteri; Blenniiformes; Blenniidae. The transcript has 16 exons.